Adineta steineri is the source of this 894-nucleotide messenger RNA. Lineage: Eukaryota; Metazoa; Rotifera; Eurotatoria; Adinetida; Adinetidae. The record is from the annotation of a GenBank genome assembly.
AUGGCAUCAACAAAACAACAACGUCUUGUGCUCGUAACUGGAGCCAAUAAAGGUAUUGGCUUUGAAGUUGUUAAAAAACUUCUGAAAGAAUCAUCUUCUUCUAACGAUACUGUUAUUCUACUUGGUUGUCGUGAUUUAAAACGUGGUCAAGAUGCCAUCAAUCAAUUAGGUUCACCAUCCAAUGUACAUCUUCUUCAAUUAGAUACAUCGUCAGCCAGUAGUAUUUCACAUGCAACUGAUGAAAUUAAACAAAAGUGGGGAGGAAAAUUAGAUAUUCUCAUCAACAAUGCUGGUAUUGUAGCGAAAGACAAUACUACUGAUGCUGCUCGAGAGGUUUUUGCCACUAAUUAUUAUGGAAUUAAAAUAAUUAAUGAACAUUUAUCUCCAUUGAUCAAAGAAAAUGGACGUAUCGUGAAUGUGGCAAGUGAAGUAGGUGCUUGGACAUUACAUGAUAUGUCAAAUGAUCUUCAAAAUAAAUACAAAUCAUCUUCAUUAACUACAAAACAAAUUGAUGCACUUGUAGAAGAAUUUGUAUCAGGAAUUGAAUCAAAACGUCUUGAUGAACUUGGAUACAAUACUAAAUUCCCGUAUUUAAUCUAUGGCGUAUCCAAAGUCGCACUUAUUGCUCUUACACAAAUAGAAGCACGUGAAUGGUCUGGUGCAAAAAAUGUACUAAUCUUAUCUGUUUGUCCAGGUUAUUGUGCAACUGAUUUGAAUAAUCAUGGUCCGGGAGCACGUUCAGCGGAACUUGGUGCAGAUUCUAUUCUUUAUGCAGCGAAUGCUCCUGCGAAUGAAUUAGAAAAUGGAGAAUUCUAUCAAGAUGGAAAAAAGAAACCAAAAAGUUCGGCAUGUAACAUGGAUCUAAGCAAGUUACCUAAGAAAAAUGAUUUAUAG